Molecule: messenger RNA, 1470 nt
Organism: Penicillium longicatenatum
Lineage: Eukaryota; Fungi; Ascomycota; Eurotiomycetes; Eurotiales; Aspergillaceae
Product: xenobiotic compound monooxygenase, DszA family
Exons: 5
Coding region: 1-1470 (489 amino acids)
Molecular function (GO): monooxygenase activity; oxidoreductase activity, acting on paired donors, with incorporation or reduction of molecular oxygen
Source: RefSeq, a predicted model, not a curated record
AUGGCAGAAAAUUUACCAGCAUCGAGCAAUGGGCUUGGUUUCGUCAACAAGAAACGGAUCAUUUUGAAUGCAUUUGAGAUGUCGACAGUCGGACACAUGUCGCCUGGACAAUGGAAGGACCCAGAGGAUAGAUCUGCAACAAAGCGAACCUUGUAUUAUUGGAUUAAUCUGGCCCAGAUUCUCGAGCGAGGAGACAUCAACGCGCUGUUUCUGGCAGACACCUACGGGGGCCACGAUACCUACGAAGGCUCGUUGGAUAAUUGUAUCAGGCGCGCUGCACAAUGGCCUGUAACCGAUCCUUCCAUUGCUAUAUCGGCCAUGGCGGCUGUAACAAAAAACCUCGCCUUUGCCAUCACCUACUCCACCUCCUUUGAGCCUCCUUUCUUGCUGGCGAAACGAUUGUCGACCCUAGACCAUCUAACGGCUGGCAGAGUGGGUUGGAAUAUUGUUACUGGCUGGAAGAAGGGUGCUUUCAAGGCAAUCGGGUUGGAUGAGCCAAUGGACCAUGAUCGUCGCUACGCGCAGGCAGACGAAUAUGUCCGCGUACUGUACAAGCUUUGGGAAGGCUCCUGGGCAGAUGACGCCCUUGUUCAAGACGCCUCGGCCGACAUCUUCACGGAUCCUGCCAAAGUUCGAACCAUCAAGCACCAAGGAGAGUUCUAUCACCUGGAGAGCAAACACAUUGUUGAUCCCAGUCCACAGCGGACACCACUUCUCUUUCAGGCGGGCACGUCACCGGCUGGCUCUCACUUCGGUGCCACUCACGCAGAAGGGAUCUUUGUUGCCGCACAUAGCGCGUCUGUUUUGGCUCCGCGUGUCGCCAAGAUGCGCGAGCUGGCACAAAACGCCGGUCGCGACCCUCAGUCGCUCAAAUUCUUUGCCAGUUUCACGCCAUUCAUCGGGGUCACCGAAGAAGAAGCAAAAGCCAAGUAUGAGCGGGCGAAGAAGUACACCUCUACCAUUGGCGGAUUAGUGCUGUUUUCCGGCUGGACGGGCAUCGACCUGUCCCAAGUGCCGCUGGAUGAGGAGAUUGACCCGAUAAAGCACUCGGUGGCGGCACACAAGAUCACUUCUACGGUCGAGAUGCUGACUGCGCGCAGUCCAGAUCUACCCUCACUGACCCCACGGCUGGUGGGCGAGAUGGCUUCCAUCGGGGGACUUGGACCGGUAGCGAUUGGCACUGCGGCACAGGUCGCAGAUGUGAUGGAGGCGUGGAUCAACGAGGCUGAUAUUGAUGGGUUCAAUCUAGCGUACGUGACAGCCCCCGGUACAUUUGAAGAUGUCGUCGAUCUUCUUGUGCCGGAACUCCGGCGUCGUGGGCUCUAUCCCGCGAAGGCUGAGACUGCGGACCCUUUGACGGCCAGAGAGAGACUCUUUGGCAAAGGCCAUAGUAGACUUGGCCCAGACCACGUAGGUAGCAGGUACAAGUACGAUGUCUACAAGGAUCCCCCCUUUUCUUCGGCAGAUUAG